ACAUAAUUUAUCAUUUUUUUCCAAUCUGUAUUGAUGUAGUAUAUAUUGAAAGAGAGAGAACGAACAGUUGGUGGAAUUGAGUCACAAAUAAUGGCUUCGAAAGAAUACAAGUUCCCGGCUUUCGAUGAGGCGCCGAAAGUUGAGGGCAUGCCCCAAGGUAAUCUCUGGGGUUUCUUCGAUGAAGAUGGGAAGAAGGAUGAAGUAGGAACUAUCAACCUCCUCACCCCCGCCGUCGUCACCCGCGCCGCCCGCGAAGAAAUCCGUACGGGCCAAUCCAUCCAACUCGACUGGGAACUCCACAACGUCCAAUUCCCGGGCUUCAACCGCAAGCCCUUUGCCCAAAAACAAAUCGACUUCGCCUCCUUCUCCGCCCUCUGCGCAAACGAUGACGAACUCCACAUCAACACACAGGCAGGCUCUCAAUGGGAUUCUUUGAAGCACUUUGCACAUCAAGCGACAGGUACGUAUUACAAUGGGUUAACGCACGCUGAGGCGGCGAAGAGCGAUAGGAAUGGCACGCAUAAGUGGUGUGAGCGCGGCGGAAUUGUGGGCAGGGGCGUGCUGUGUGAUUGGUUGAGGUGGUAUGAGGAGACCAAGGGAAAGGAAGCGCCGAGCGCGGUGACGAGGCAUGAGAUUCCGGUUGAGGAGGUGGAGGAGGCGUUGAGGUGGCAGGGGACCGAGGUUAGGCAGGGGGAUGUGUUGGUGGUUAGAACGGGGUAUGUGAGGUGGCACAAUAACGCAACAGAAGCCGAGCGCAAAUCCGGCACCCAAGACAACAACGUCGCCAUUGGCCUACAAGCCUCGGAGCGCACCGUCCGCUGGCUCUACGACCGCCACUUGGCCGCCAUUGCUGCCGACAACGUUGCGUUUGAGGCUUGGCCGUCCAAACUCACGGAUGGAUGGUGUUUGCACGAGUGGUUGCUUGUGCAUUGGGGUACAGCGAUUGGCGAAAUGUGGGAUUUGGAGAAGUUGAGUGAGAAGUGCAAGGAGGAAGGGAGGUACAGUUUUUUCUUGACGAGCGCGCCGUUGCAUGUCAGGGGUGGGAUUGGGAGUCCGCCGGGGGCUAUUGCGGUUUUUUAGAGAAUGGGAAGGAAGAUGGUAAGAUGGUGUUUGGAAAUGUGCGUGAUCAGGGCAUAUCAAACAAGGGUUUUAUUUAAAUAUUGUUUUUACUCAGGCU
Bipolaris sorokiniana ND90Pr is the source of this 1177-nucleotide messenger RNA. RefSeq lists its product as uncharacterized. Bases 91 to 1080 code for a protein of 329 amino acids. The record is from RefSeq and is a predicted model, not a curated record. The transcript has 4 exons. Lineage: Eukaryota; Fungi; Ascomycota; Dothideomycetes; Pleosporales; Pleosporaceae. Gene Ontology annotation, molecular function: arylformamidase activity.